Gastrolobium bilobum is the source of this 747-nucleotide messenger RNA. RefSeq names its product superoxide dismutase [Cu-Zn] 2. Gene Ontology annotation, biological process: removal of superoxide radicals. Gene Ontology annotation, molecular function: superoxide dismutase activity; copper ion binding. Lineage: Eukaryota; Viridiplantae; Streptophyta; Magnoliopsida; Fabales; Fabaceae. The record is from RefSeq and is a predicted model, not a curated record. The coding region runs from base 44 to 526 and encodes 160 amino acids. The transcript is spliced from 7 exons.
UUCAUUGUUUACUUCAACAGCUUUUCACAAAAACCGAUAUGAAAUGGAAGCUGCAAAGGGAGCUAUGAAAGCUGUGGCCCUCAUCAUCGGAGAUAACAACGUCAGAGGUUCUCUUCAGUUUGUUCAGCACCCCAAUGGGACUACCCAUGUAACUGGUAGAAUAACAGGGCUUUCUGCAGGCCUUCAUGGGUUCCAUAUUCAUGCUUUUGGUGACACCACCAAUGGUUGCAACUCCACUGGUCCUCACUUCAAUCCACUCAAGAAGGAUCAUGGAGCUCCUACGGAUAAUGAGCGUCAUGCUGGUGAUUUGGGUAACAUUGUUGCAGGCCCUGAUGGAGUUGCUGAGAUUUCUGUCAGAGAUGGACAGAUUCCGCUAACUGGACUUCAUUCCAUACUUGGGAGGGCUGUUGUUGUGCAUGCUGAUCCUGAUGAUCUUGGAAAGGGUGGGCAUGAACUCAGCAAGACUACUGGGAAUGCAGGGGCAAGAGUAGCAUGUGGUAUCAUCGGGCUCCAGUCAUCUGUUUAGGAUAAUGGUCGCGACCGGAUUAAUUGAUUAAUCUAUGAACAGUGAAAAAUCUCCAAAAAAAAAAAGGAUGGUUUACCUACAAAUAAUUGAUAUGUUCAUAGAUGGUGUAUGCAAUGUCAUUUUAUAUCUUUAUGAAAUUACAAUCAUGCUGUAACUACUUUUAAAGCAACUAUACUGACAAGUUAUAAAGUUCUAGUACAUUGUUACAUAGUAAUCUUCUG